Messenger RNA from Aethina tumida (small hive beetle), 735 nucleotides. RefSeq lists its product as uncharacterized. Lineage: Eukaryota; Metazoa; Arthropoda; Insecta; Coleoptera; Nitidulidae. The record is from RefSeq and is a predicted model, not a curated record. The transcript is spliced from 3 exons. Bases 46 to 477 code for a protein of 143 amino acids.
UCGUGUUUUCAGUUUUCUUGUGCUCUACAGAGGCUAAAGCCUAAAAUGGAUUGGAUCAAAGUAUCUCUAAUAGUAGUAACGUUAACGUCGGUAGCGUCCUCAAACCCUGGUCACAAUCAUUUCGUGCACAGAAUCCACGUACCGCAGAAGAUCAAGACGAUCUACCACACUAAAAUCUUAAAGGUGCCCGUUCACCAUCACUACUUCCACGAAAAAGAAAAACUGGUGCCCGAACAUCAUCACUACAUCCACGAGAAAGAGAAGGUGGUCAAAUGGCAACCGCACGACAACAAAGAGGAGGAGCUGGGCUUCUACAAGGGCGAGGAGAGCUACGAAAAGGACGAGAUUGAGGAUUAUCCACGAUAUCCGCCUCACAAGGACGAUUACACCAGCGCCUCCGAAUCGAAAAAGGUUUUACACAGACGUCCGCCCCAAAGGUUCAAACACCACAAGAGAAAAUCCCACAGGAGAGAUUGAACUUAGUGCACGUUCUUAAUAAACUGAAGGGGCAUUUCGUAUAAGCGAAUAACAAAGAAAUGGGUAAUGGUUUAUUAUUAAUCAUUAUUUUUCCAGUACAAAAUUUCAGUUCAGUGUUUUGUUUUGCUUGUCAGUGAGAUAACAACGGAGACUGAAACCAUUUAUUGUUGUUGUUGUUGUUCUUUUAUAAUUUAUUGUUUACCAGUAUUGUUGUUCUGUUUUAUAUUGUGUUUGUAUAAAAAUAUCUAUUUUUCAAUA